GCGAGCAUGGCAUGUACGACUUUUCAACGAUCAAGUGCCUUUUGGCUUUGCAGAGAACUUUUUGCCUUACCAGACCUGGUGUAUGAAUGACUGCAACUAUCCGCCUUCCCAAGUGCACCCGCCAUCCAGCAUCCAUGGCACGUCAGCAGUAGAUCACAAAUGGCAUUCCGAGUCUGUCAUGGCCUGAUAUUGCUUGGAAGAUUGCAAGAUCGGGCCAAUACUAAGGAAUCCCGGUGGAGACCACUGCGUAUUGUACGUUCUUUGCGAACACUCCUGACAGUUCACCAGAGCUAGAGUAUGGGUCACACCUCACGAGAUGACUAUGACGCGCCUCUUCAAGUACUUGUAUGGUUAAGGUAUGUAGGACCAGGAUUCGAUCCCCUCGUGAUAUUCGACAGGAAACUCCACUGCUGAUUGCAAGAAAUGCUAUUGGGCUUUUUUCUCCACGUCUACCAUAAUUUCGUCGCCAAGGUAUGCGAUAUCUGGUCCUGGAAUCACGACCACUGGCUCUGCCUGAUUAUGCUUCUGCGCACCAGCUUCCCUACUCUACUCUACUCUUCUCUUCUCUUCUCUUCUCUACUCUUCUCUUUCCUUUUGCUUCUGCUAUGCUAUCUAUCCCCAAACUUCUGCAACGAGCCGUCAGUAACAUGGGAGAUUGCAAACUUCCCAACGCCGACAACGAAGCAAAUAUUAUUGCGCCACGUGGUAGAAGCGCAUUGGGCUAUCCGCCGUCUGCUGUACGCAGACAUAUUAUGCGGAUCUCAAGUUUACUCUCAAACUCACCAGGCGGCAUC
This is a messenger RNA of Sphaerulina musiva SO2202, 794 nucleotides long. RefSeq lists its product as uncharacterized. The annotation marks the transcript as partial. The transcript has a single exon. Lineage: Eukaryota; Fungi; Ascomycota; Dothideomycetes; Mycosphaerellales; Mycosphaerellaceae. The record is from RefSeq and is a predicted model, not a curated record.